Molecule: messenger RNA, 2183 nt
Organism: Panonychus citri (citrus red mite)
Lineage: Eukaryota; Metazoa; Arthropoda; Arachnida; Trombidiformes; Tetranychidae
Gene: beag
Product: protein Red-like
Exons: 2
Coding region: 156-1835 (559 amino acids)
Biological process (GO): mRNA splicing, via spliceosome
Cellular component (GO): nucleus
Source: RefSeq, a predicted model, not a curated record
CUCUAAAUAAUUGUCAUCGAAUUGAUUGUUAAGCUAUUGUAUUGGUGUCUCAUCAGUUAUAUCGAAAUUGAUUGGAUCAAUUGAUCUUUUUUCGGAUUUUAACAUUUUCUAAAUCUUACAUUGACAAUUGUGUAAAAAUCUUAUUGUUGUUUGCCAUGGAAUUGGAAGCGAUUAGUAAUCCUAUUGCUCCAUCUCAUUUGGAUACGAGUUCUAGUCAAGCAGAAAGUAAAGAUGCUCAUCCUUUGACCAAUGAAGAUUUUAGGAAACUUUUAAUGACCCCCAGAGUUGGAUUGGGCUCAGUUCGAGGUGAUGUUCAUGGUUCGGUGAGAAGCGGACGUAAAAUGACCCUGGUUCCUGAUAAUGAGAAUCGAAAGAAGAAGAAAAAAUUUUAUGCCGCUUUAAAGAAACAAGAAGAUGAUGUUCUAGCUGAGCUGGCGAAAAAGUAUCGAGAUAGAGCAAGGGAAAGACGAGAUGGUGCUAAUCCCGAUUAUCAAAACGAAGAUCCAUUGGCCUCAAUGCCCGCUUAUCGAGCAGUAGCUCCUGAUACAAAAGCAAUCGAUGCAGCCGAACGAAGGAAACAGCUGAUUGAGGAAUCUAAAUUCUUGGGUGGUGACAUGAAACAUACUCAUUUAGUGAAAGGUCUUGAUUAUGCUUUACUUCAUAAAGUGAAAGCUGAAUUAGAGGAUGAAGAUGAAGACGAGGAAGAAGAAUUGGAAGACAAAGACUUUGACAAUGACAAUAUUAAAGACAAAAGAAUCUCAGAAUCUGAAUCUAGAGAAGACGAUUGGACACCCAGAUCAGCAAUGGCCGCAAAUAUAAUCACCUUACUUACCAAGGAAAAGUUACCCCUUCGAAAUGAUCUCUUUCUUCCCGGUCGAAUGGCUUAUACAUUAGAUCUUGAAGAUCCAUUUGUCGAUGAUAUACCAACUACAAUUAUUCGUAGUAAAGCUGAUUUUCCCAAUACCGAUAAUCUUUCACAAUUGAGCACCAAUAAUAUUGUCAUUAAUAAGCUUAUUCAAAUCAUCUCCUACUUGAGACAAGGCGGUGUACCAAAGAGGAAGAAGAAAGAUAAAAGUUCAACGGACAAUUUAGACUAUGGAACAAAAUCAAGAGCAGAGAAAAAGAAGCCAAAUUUUGAUGAUUCUAUUUACGGUGAUAUCGGCGAUUAUGUUCCCUCAUUUGAAAAGAAAGAUUCUCAUCAUCAUGAAUCAUCGUCUUCAUCUUCAUCUAAACGAAAAGAAGAUAAAGUUCAUCGGGAAAAUCGAGUAGAUAAUAGAAGUUCUUACUUUAACAAGCCUGAUUCUCCUGAGAUGACGAAAGAAAUGGAAUCAGCUGAAAUUAAAUCGAGUUUAUCGGCUGCUAUGGUUGCAGCAACAUCGGUACUCGAAUCAAGGGCAAUCAGUAGAUUCAAUUCCAAGAUUGAACAAGAGGCGGUUGAAAGUUAUGCUGAAUGUUAUCCUGGUGCCCCUGAAAAUGACGACGCCAUUUUGGAUAGUGAUGAUGAAGUCGAUUUUACCAAGAUGGAUGUGGGCAGUAAAAAGGCGACCGUUGGCCGUUGGGAUUUUGAUACACAGGAAGAGUAUGGGGAAUACAUGAGUAAAAAAGAGGCUCUACCCAAAGCCGCCUUUCAGUAUGGAGUUAAAAUGGCCGAUGGUCGGAAAACCCGACGUAUACCAACAAAGAAAGAUGAUAAAGCGAAAAUUGAUCGUGAUUUACAAAAGAUAAAUGCCCUUCUCUUUAAACGAAAACCCGAUCAUGGUGAAGGAACAAGUAAUAGUUAUAAUGCUCCCACACCUCGAAUUGACAGAGACCAUAAAAGGAUUAAACAUAAUUAAUUUCUAACUGAUUAACUGAUUGUUCCCUUUCAAUUUAAUCAUGAAUAUUACUCACUUUUCUUGUGAAUUCACUUGAAAAUUGUGAACAUGUCGAAUUCAACUAAUCAUCAACUAUCACAGUUCACUGUAAAUAUCAAUUGAAUGCUAUUGAUAAAUUGCUACGAUUUUCAUCAAUUCCAAUUUCUCAUCUUGAGAUUAACAUUCAUCAUCUAAAUUAACCGAUUUAAUUAUUAAAAAUCAUCGUUAAUGUAAAUUAUUGUUUCCUGUUCAAGUAAGUAUCAAGAUGAGUUUCUUUCAACAAUAUUCAUCCCAAUAAAAGUAAAUGAUAUUAUUAAUCUAGACAAAUUA